Messenger RNA from Anguilla rostrata (American eel), 5500 nucleotides. RefSeq names its product NACHT, LRR and PYD domains-containing protein 12-like. Bases 47 to 4237 code for a protein of 1396 amino acids. NCBI's taxonomy places the organism in Eukaryota, Metazoa, Chordata, Actinopteri, Anguilliformes, Anguillidae. Gene Ontology annotation, biological process: intracellular signal transduction. Gene Ontology annotation, molecular function: protein binding. The transcript has 14 exons. The record is from RefSeq and is a predicted model, not a curated record.
GGUCCAGGCAGAGAGAGCUGGAUCACCUGUACCCAGCUGUCUGUCCAUGAAGAGCGAUCAUUCAAUGGAUAAACCAGUCCGAUUCAAAGGAGACAUCACUGGUGAUCAAAGGGUCCAGGCAGAGAGAGCUGGGUCACCUGUACCCAGCUGUCUGUCCAUGAAGAGCGAUCAUUCAAUGGAUAAACCAGUCCGAUUCAAAGGAGACAUCACUGGUGAUCAAAGGGUCCAGGCAGAGAGAGCUGGGUCACCUGUACCCAGCUGUCUGUCCAUGAAGAGCGAUCAUUCAAUGGAUAAACCAGUCCGAUUCAAAGGAGACAUCACUGGUGAUCAAAGGGUCCAGGCAGAGAGAGCUGGGUCACCUGUACCCAGCUGUCUGUCCAUGAAGAGCGAUCAUUCAAUGGAUAAACCAGUCCGAUUCAAAGGAGACAUCACUGGUGAUCAAAGGACACUGUGGCCACUCGAGUCCCGCUCAAAGUGUCCCCAUAAACAGUCUCUCCUGCGCACUUUGAUGAAGCUGAAGAAGUUUGAGAAGUUGAAACUGUUUCAGAGCCAUCUGAGUCAGGAUUGCCCAGAAUGCUGUCUUGAAGAUCAGAGCCUGCCUGAAGAUCCUACUUGGCUGGCUAAGAUUAUGAAGUUUAUUAAUGAAUUGUUCGACAGUCAUGAAGUUGAUGAUUACUCAGAAUGCACUGAGAGAGAGCAGGAGGAUCCUGAGGUUGUGUGUAUAGUUGAGAAGUUGGUGGAGACCUGUGGCAGUGAGGGGUCUCUGAAGAUCACACUCCACAUCCUGAGGAACAUGAAGCAGAAGGAUCUCGCUGAUUCAUUGGAAAGAGAUGAAUCCAUAAAAAGAGCCCAGCAGGCACUGAAAACUCAUCUGAAGAGGAAGUUUGAAUGCAUAUUUGAAGGUUUAGCGAAGAAGAGCAACCCAACCCUUCUGAAUGAGAUCUAUACAGAGCUCUACGUCACAGAGGGGGGAAGUGGGGGGGUCAAUAAUGAACACGAGGUUAGACAGAUUGAGACAUCCAAGACACAAACCACACAGGAGACUGCAAUCCUCUGCAAUGACAUCUUUAAGCCUUUAUCUGGACAAGAGAAACCCAAAACUGUUCUUACAAAGGGCAUUGCUGGCAUUGGGAAAACCGUCUCUGUGCAGAAGUUCAUUCUGGACUGGGCAGAAGGCAAAGCCAAUCAGGACGUUGAUUUCAUCUUCACUCUUCCUUUCCGAGAUCUGAAUUUGAAGAAGGAAAGAGCAUUCAGUCUGAUGCAACUUCUACAGCACUACUUUCCACAACUGAAAGAGAUCAAAAGUGUUGAAGGUGAUGAAGUCAAAGUGGUGUUUAUCUUUGAUGGUCUGGAUGAAUGUCGACUUCUUCUAGAUUUCCAAAGAAAUGAGAUCUGCUGUGAUAUAACAGAGUCAUCAUCAGUGGAUGCGCUGCUGACUAACCUCAUUAAAGGGAAUCUGCUUCCCUCUGCUCUCCUCUGGAUCACCUCCCGACCAGCAGCAGCUAAUCAGAUCCCUCCUGAGUGCGUCCACCAGGUGUCAGAAGUACGAGGGUUCAAUGACCCACAGAAGGAGGAUUACUUCAGAAAGAGAAUUAGAGAUCAGAACCAGGCCAGUAGAAUUAUCUCACACAUAAAGUCAACCAGGAGUCUCUACAUCAUGUGUCACAUACCAGUCUUCUGUUGGAUUUCUGCUACUGUUCUGGAGGCAAUGUUAGUUAAAGUAGGGAGUGGUGAUCUUCCCAAAACUCUGACUGAAAUGUACACACACUUUCUGCUCAUUCAAACUAAUGUGAAGAAUCGGAAGUAUCAUGGCGCUGAUGAGACAGACCUAAAGAAGAUGUCAGCAUCAGAUACAGAAAUCAUCCUGAAACUGGGGCAGCUGGCUUUUCGACAGCUGGAAAAGGGCAAUCUGAUAUUCUAUGAAGAGGACCUGAGAGAGAGUAGCAUUGAUGUCAGUGAAGCUUCAGUGUACUCUGGGGUGUGCACAGAGAUCUUUAAAGAGGACUGCCGGUUGUACCAGAAGAAGGUCUACUGCUUUGUGCAUCUGAGCAUUCAGGAGUAUCUGGCUGCCUUGUUUGUGUUUCAUUCAUGUGUAAAUGAGAACAGAAAUGUACUCAGAGCUGAAGAAUCAAAACCUCACAGUGACAGAGUGCAGCUGUCUGAGUUACACAGGAGUGCAGUGGAUCAGGCCUUAGAGAGUAAGAAUGGACACCUGGACCUUUUCCUCCGGUUCCUUCUUGGCCUCUCUCUGGAGUCCAUUCAGUCUCUCUUAGGAAGACUACUGACACAGACUGGAAAUAGAUCAACUGUACCAGACCUACAGACACAGACAGAAAGCAGAUCACCUGUACCAGACCUACAGGCACAGACUGAAAGCAGAUCACAGUGCAUUGAGAAAACAGUCCAGUACAUUAAGGAGAGGAUCAGAGAAGAAUCUUCAGCAGAGAGGAUCAUCAAUCUGUUCCACUGUCUCAGUGAACUGAAUGACAACGCUCUAGUGGAGGAAAUCCAGAAUUCCCUGAGAUCAGGGAAACUUUCUGAUAAAGAGCUGGAACCAGACCAGUGUUCAGCGCUGGCCUUUGUGUUACUGAUGUCAGUGGAGGUCCUGGAUGAGUUUGACUUGAAGACCUACAACACAGGCCAGGCAGGCCAUCAGAGACUGCUACCAGUAGUCAGGAACUGCAGGAAGGCCAAUCUGAACACCUGUGACCUCACAGUGAAGUCCUGUGAUAUUGUGGUCUCAGCUCUCCAGUCAUCAAACUCACCCCUGACAGAUCUGGACCUCAGCUACAAUAACCUGGGAGAUUCAGGAGUGGAGCUGCUCUGUGCUGGACUGAUGAGUCCAAACUGUAAACUACAGAGACUGGGACUGAACAGCUGUGGCUUCACAGACAGCUCCUGUAAUUUUGUGGCCUCAGCUCUCCAGUCAAACUCACCCCUGAGAGAUCUGGACCUCAGCUACAGUAACCUGGGAGAUUCAGGAGUGGAGCUGCUCUGUGCUGGACUGAUGAGUCCAAACUGUAAACUGCAGAGACUGGGACUGAACAGCUGUGACCUCACAGAGAAGUCCUGUGAUAUUGUGGCCUCAGCUCUCCAGUCAUCAAACUCACCCCUGACAGAUCUGGACCUCAGCUACAAUAACCUGGGAGAUUCAGGAGUGGAGCUGCUCUGUGCAGGAUUGAGGAGACCAAACUGUAAACUACAGAGACUGGGGCUGGGUUGGUGUAAUCUCACAGAGGGCUGCUGUGAUGUUCUGGCCUCAGUCCUGCGUUCUCCUCACUCAGAGCUGAGAGAUCUGGAGCUCAGAGACAACGAGCUGCAGGAUUCAGGAGUGAGAGCUCUCUCUGCUGGACUGGAGGACCCACACUGUAAACUGCAGAGACUGGGGCUGUCAGGCUGUAGAGUCACACAAAGAGGCUGUGAUUCUCUGGCUUCAGCUCUGUGUUCAAACCCCUCACACCUGAGAGAGCUGGACCUGAGAUACAAUCACCCAGGAGACUCAGGAGUGAGAGCGCUGUCUGCUGCUAAACUGGACACACUCACACUGCUUGUGGACCAUGGAGGAGAGAACAGGACCAAACCAGGACCCAGGAAAUACGGCUGUCAGCUCACACUGGAUCCAAACACAGCGCACAGAAAGCUGUCUCUGUCUGAGGGGAACAGGAGGGUGACACACACACGGGGGAGAGAGGAGCAGCCAUAUCCUGAUCAUCCAGAGAGAUUUGAGUACGAGCCCCAGGUUGUGUGCAGAGAGAGUGUGUGUGAGCGCUGUUACUGGGAGGCUGAGUUCAGUGUGUCUGAGUGGGGAUGGGCUGAUAUAGCAGUGACAUAUAAAGGAAUCAGCUGGAACGGAGGGGAUUCUGACUUUGUGUUUGGAUUCAAUAAAAACUCCUGGAGUCUGAAGUGCUGUAAACACGGAGACUCUGAUAAACUCAGUGACUCUGAUAAACUCAGAUACUCUGUCUGGCACAAUAAGAACCAAACACUCAUACCUGCCCUCACCUCCCCCUACCGCAGAGCAGGAGUGUGUGAUGAUGAUGGUGGUGCUGGUGGAGGAGUGUGUGUGUACAGGGUAGGAGUGUGUGUGGACCGUCCGGCCGGCACUCUGUCCUUCUACAGCGUCUCUGACUCAGACACACUGACCCUCCUGCACAGAUUCCACACACACUUCACUCAACACACACCCCUCUGUGCUGGAUUUCAUGUGUGGGAGUCCUCCUCAGUGUCCCUCUGUUAACUGGACUAGACACACACACACACACGCAUGCACACACACACACACACACGCAUGUGCGCGCACACACAAACAUUCACACACAUGCACGCACACACAAACAUGCACGUGCACACACACACACACCUGCGCAUACACACUCGCACGCAUGCAUGAACACACACACACCACAUUCAUAUACCCACUGACACACACACACCACACACACUCAAUCACACACUCGCACACAAACACACACUCAGAUACACAUAGACACACACACCCACACCUACACACAUACAUCCACACACACACACACACACUCUCACACACACCCUUUCUCUCUCACACUCACUCAUGCACACGCACUCACAAAUACACACACUGAUGUACACACAUGCUCACGCACUCACACACCUACGCACGCACACACUCACAUUCUUACACGCACAUACACACUCUCACACCCAAUCACUCACACACCCAAUUACCCACCUACACACGGAUACACACAAUCUCUCGCACACUCAAACACACAUUCACCAGUGCACUCUCACUCACACACACACAUGCAUGCAUACGUACACACGCUCAUAACCGUAUGCACACAAACUCUCUCUCUCUCUCUCUCAUACUCAGUCACUCACACACACACACUCACAUCCACACACAUUCACACACACACACAAACUCAUGCACUCACACACACACACAUACAUGCGUGCAAAGACACAAACACGUGUCAACACACAUACUCCUCAGUGUCCCUCUGCUAACUGGAGUAGAGACACACACAUGCGCACGCACACAAACAUGCACACACAUUUAUUUUUUUUACAUUUUAAUACAUUUAUAUUGCAAAUGUUUAAGGUGUGUUUAUGUACUUUUGAUUAUUAAAACAUUAAUAUAACAUUGAGAGUAAUAAUGCCAAAAGGUGGCAGGGUAAAAUGUUUUUGAAGUAGUAAUUCUGUCUCCUUUAUCUGCAUCUUUUUUAAAAGAAGCCAGUGGCAAACUCCUGCACUUAAAUGUGCAUUUUACUAGUUUUUACAGUUGCUUUCAUUCAUUUUCACAAGAUUUCCAAUGUGCAAAUUUCUGUAGGCAAAUGCAGCUGAUAGGGAGAAUGCAGAAUGAUCACUGCAGUGUACUUAUUUCCUUUCAUUACUGUAAACAAUGAUGGAUUGAGUUUCCUUAUUAAUUCUGUUGGGAUUGUUUUUUUUUUGUUUGUUUGUUUUUUUGUUUUUUCAGUUUUCAAUAAUAUGCAAUGAUUAAACCUGAAUUAUAAAAAUA